CUUGAAUAAUGUACAUCAUACAUAUUUCUAGCCUAAUAAAAUAUGACAAAUACAUUUGUAACACGUUACUCUUAUCUAGUCUUAUUAUUAGGCCGAUAUAAUGUGGGAAAUAGAUUUCCAAAUUGAAGUUUUUACUUUCUCGCUUUACCAAAUAUUCAACAAUAUUUCCACCGUUUUAAAGUACCGACUUAUUGCAUGCUUGGUUUUUCUUAAGGCAUCCAUUAUAAAGAAUAAAUACAUUCUAAAUAUAUAGCAGAAAGAGAGAAAAAGGGUUGGAAAACUAUUUAUAAAAUGAAACGGUUUAACCCGUGCAUCAAUCUACUAUAUACCUAAAUACAACAGGCUAAACCCUUUCUGUACUUUUACUCGAUGAAUAUUAUUACCAAUUCUCACUUAAAUACAUUAUUAUUAUUACAUACAUUACACUCGCGACUUGAAACGAAAUAAGAAUUUGUUGCCACCACGUUUGAAAGCAUGUCGAAUCUCGUAGUAAAGAACGAAGUAGAAGACGAAGAAAAUGAUAAUACAAAGCCUGGUUUCUCGGUUAUGACGUUACACUCAUCUUUUCCGGGGACUAAAGAGUGGAACGUUGUUUACACCGUAAUCAAGAUAAACAAUGGGCAAAGCGACUUUAAAGUUUACCAUUCACACUAUCCAGACGGGCUGAUGAAAGUGGCCAUCGACUUCGAACGUCGAAUUAUAUCGCUGGAUGCUGGACAAGGCGAAGUAUACAUUCUCCAACCUCCCGAACGGAUUAUUAAUUGUGUCUGCGAUUACACGCGGAUUCAUCACUGGCUGUAUGUGAAAACUACUCGCCAAAAAUCAAUUGUUAUUCAAUAUGAUGACACGGCCAAUGCUAUUCGAGCAUACAGCAUGAUGACAGCACUCAAGGAAUCAUUUUAGCAUUUUGAGGGAGGAGUUAGAUUUUUCUAGAUUUUUCUACAAUGUCAAAUUUUUCACUGAUUGAAACAACUUAUUUUGUAACCUUUCUCAGAAGGCGGAUCGCCAAUGUAUAGAUAAUCAAAAUUAUGGAACGUUCAAA
Messenger RNA from Folsomia candida, 1042 nucleotides. RefSeq lists its product as uncharacterized. Bases 475 to 903 code for a protein of 142 amino acids. Lineage: Eukaryota; Metazoa; Arthropoda; Collembola; Entomobryomorpha; Isotomidae. The record is from RefSeq and is a predicted model, not a curated record. The transcript has 2 exons.